AUGCUUCUGUUCUGCCUCGGGAAAAAAUACAAGAAAAAUUCGUUCUAUCGCCUGGUUCAAUUGGAUCUGGGAACGAACAUCGCUUGUCACAUCAACACCUGGAUUGCUAUACGAUUUCAAAUGUACCCUGGUUUGGUGUUCAUUGUAAAGUUCAUUGAAACCACAAUACCUGGUCUCUUGAAAUGGCUCAAGUUUUUCUGCAUUUGGUUCUUUCACGUUCAUUUCUGGACAGCAGAGUUGCUGGCUCUUCAUCGAAUGUCAUCUAUCUUAUUUCCAUAUAGCUAUCAGACAUUCUGGAAUCGUUUCUACCUUCGCAUAUUCAUUGUAAUUUGGGUUGUUAGUGGUCUACCAAAAUUUCUUUGGACUGGGUUCAUCUCUGAAGUCUAUAUCGUAGAUGGAAAAUUAAUGUCCAUUGUGUUCCCGACGACUAGGAGAACUGCAGGCGAUGUGGCAGCUAUAUUCUCAAUAAUUUAUAUUGCAUUACUUAUAGCAACGGGAGUGGUGAACUAUAUUUUGUUGUGUAGAUUACCUUAUGUGGAUAUUACAUCAAAAGCAAGUAUAAAAAGAAUGCUCAGAAAUACUGCGACUGUUUACGCAUUGGCCUACAUAGGAGAAGUUGUUUGGAGUGUAUUGAAUGCUGCUGAUUCACAUUUCCAUAUUUUUUCACCAUGGUUCAUUGAACACAAUACAUGCCUUCUUCUUAUUGUGUCAACCAUUUUCACACUGUCCCUUCCCUAUAUUCUCCUGGCUUUCGACAAGAAUGUGAGGGAAGAUGUAUGGGGUCGUUGCAAAAAACGUGUGGCCCAGAUUCGAGGAGCACCUGACGUUGUCUCACGAUCGAUUUUGAUUUGA
This is a messenger RNA of Caenorhabditis remanei, 852 nucleotides long. RefSeq lists its product as uncharacterized. NCBI's taxonomy places the organism in Eukaryota, Metazoa, Nematoda, Chromadorea, Rhabditida, Rhabditidae. Gene Ontology annotation, biological process: sensory perception of chemical stimulus. The record is from RefSeq and is a predicted model, not a curated record. Gene Ontology annotation, molecular function: transmembrane signaling receptor activity. The coding region runs from base 1 to 852 and encodes 283 amino acids. The transcript has 5 exons. Gene Ontology annotation, cellular component: membrane.